Messenger RNA from Topomyia yanbarensis, 2196 nucleotides. It is a transcript of the gene Srp72, whose product is annotated as signal recognition particle subunit SRP72. The coding region runs from base 119 to 2104 and encodes 661 amino acids. Lineage: Eukaryota; Metazoa; Arthropoda; Insecta; Diptera; Culicidae. The record is from RefSeq and is a predicted model, not a curated record. Gene Ontology annotation, molecular function: ribosome binding; protein binding; 7S RNA binding. The transcript has 4 exons. Gene Ontology annotation, biological process: SRP-dependent cotranslational protein targeting to membrane. Gene Ontology annotation, cellular component: signal recognition particle, endoplasmic reticulum targeting.
GUUGUCAACCUUGCUCGCAAACGAACCGUCAACAACCAAUAUAAAAGUGGCACGUUUAAUAUUUUGGUAGUAAUCAAGUUCAUUUUCUAGAAUUUCGGAAAAUUAGUAGCUACUCGACAUGUCCAAAGCCGAGAGCAAAGAAGCAACUAUACGACAGCUCUACACCGAGCUGAAUAAACUUGGUUCCAAUGGGGAGUACGAAAAAGCCUUAAAAGCGGCCAACAAGAUUCUAGCACUCGAUCAAAACGAGCUCGAAGCACUCCAGUGUAAGCUCGUGUGUCUGAUCCAGGUGUCCAAGUUCGAGGAGGUGCUCAAGUUCCUCGAUCGCACUCAGCCAGCUCAUGACUGUACCUUCGAGCGGGCAUAUUGCGAGUACCGUCUGAACCAACCGGAAGCGGCAUACAAGACGAUCCAAAACAGUGGAAUCAAACCACUGCCAUCCAAUUUGAAGGAACUACUUGCACAGAUUCUCUAUCGUCUUGAGCGUUUCGAGGAAAGUUUCGACCUGUACAAGGAUAUUAUAAAAAAUACCCACGAUGACUACGACGACGAGCGAACGACCAAUUUGAGUGCGGUGGUGGCAAAUCUUUGCGUAGAAGGCACCAAAAAGGAGUUGCCAACUUUGCGGGAAGACACGUACGAGCUGACGUACAAUGCAGGUUGUGCGCUUGCCGGCAACCAGCAGUUUCCAGAAGCUGAAAAGAAAUUACGAGCCAGCGAAAAGAUGUGCCGAGAAUUCCUAGAAGAAGACGGGGCCACGGAAGAUGAUAUCAUGGAUGAGGUAGCGAUUAUUAAAGUUCAACUAGCUUACUGCUUGCAGAUGCAGGGAAAAUCCAAGGAAGCCUCUGUCAUCUACACGGACGCGUUGAAGCAUAAGACGAACGAUCACGCUCUGACGGCAGUGGCGAGCAACAAUCUGGUAGUAAUCAACAAGGAUCAAAAUGUGUUCGAUUCGAAGAAAAAAAUGAAGGCAGCUACUUCCGAACAGGCUGAACAUAAAUUAACCUCCAAGCAGAAAAAGAUAAUAGCAUUUAACAACUGUCUGCUGGCAUUCUUUACCAAUCAAGCCGAUUGUCACAUGUUAGCAAGCCGACUGGGUAAUUCCUAUCAGGACAUGGAGUUUCAAUCAUUGUUGGUACGAGUUAGCCAGUUGGCAAGAGACAAAAAAUACAAGGAUGGCGUUGAUCUGCUAGAAAACUACUCCAAGAAGCAGCCGACGCAGGAAUUAGAAGUUAAGUUUGCCAUAGUUCAGCUUCAGCUGUUGGCUGGAAAUCGAAAAGCCGCCGUAGAAACUCUGGAAAGUCUUGGAGAAGCCAAGUAUCGACCUGGUGUUGUAUCGGCACUUGUUACUCUUUAUCUUGGUUUGGACAACAAAGCUGCAGCCUCAAGUAUUCUGAAGAAUGCAGUAGAGUGGUAUAAAAAGAAUAAGGGUACCGCAGGUGGAGAUCUUACAGACAUGUGGCGACAGGCCGCCAGUUUCCAUCUACGUGGUGGUGAAUCCGAAACAGCAGCUAAAAGUUUGGAGGAGCUUCUGAAAACGAAUCCAACCGAUAUGAAAAUUCUUGCUCAGUUGGUAAUUGCAUAUGCACAAUUUAAUCCGAAGAAGGCUCAAGAAGCCAGUAAAAAACUUCCAGCUUUAGACACUCUGACAACUGCGUCCGAAAUCGAUGCACUGGAAGCCACUAACUGGAUGAUGAUUGCCAAGGCAGUGAAGAAGAAAAUACCGGCCUCGGGUAAAUCGGAUCAAUCGCCUAGUACACCUGGUAGUGAGAAGGCUAAGAAACUAAAGAAGGUAACACGUAAACGCAAGGGAAAGCUACCGAAGAACUACGAUGCUAGUUCUGCUCCCGAUCCGGAACGUUGGUUGCCACGUUACGAACGUACCGGGUAUCGAAAGAAGCGGGAUCGUCGUGUGAAGGAAGUCAUAAAGGGCAGUCAGGGAACCGCUUCAGGCCAGGCGGAUCAAUAUGACAUGAGCAAGUCUUACAACCAGACUCGGCAGUCUCCGGCUACACCGGCGGCACAUGAAGUUGCACCUUCCGGUCCAGCUCCCAGACAACUACCGAGGAAAAGCCAGCAUAAAAAGAAGAAGGGGAAGCAUUAAUAAUGUUUAGUAAUAACAAUGAUAACAUUGCAUGUCUUUGAAAUGUACCGAUUUCAGUCUUUAUUAUUCAAAUCAUUAAAGAUAAAAGCAAA